This is a messenger RNA of Ochotona princeps (American pika), 3490 nucleotides long. It is a transcript of the gene GPR85, whose product is annotated as G protein-coupled receptor 85. Gene Ontology annotation, molecular function: G protein-coupled receptor activity. NCBI's taxonomy places the organism in Eukaryota, Metazoa, Chordata, Mammalia, Lagomorpha, Ochotonidae. Gene Ontology annotation, biological process: G protein-coupled receptor signaling pathway. Gene Ontology annotation, cellular component: plasma membrane. The coding region runs from base 454 to 1566 and encodes 370 amino acids. The transcript has 3 exons. The record is from RefSeq and is a predicted model, not a curated record.
GGCUGGAGCUCAAGGAGGCUCCAGCGCGCAGGCGCCGCCGAGCCCUGCCUGGCUGCUCCGUCAAGGCACUAAGGGGGAAAAAAAUCAGCAAUUUAUAGAAAGAAGAAGCUAUAGUCUGUCGGGAUAUCCAACGCCAACAGUACAUUCAGACAAUGCAUCUUCGGUAAAGCUUCUUGGGAGCUCCAUUUCUGGAAAGCAUUACAAGGCUGUGGACUGUCAGACUGCGACUCCCCAGGAGCUCUUCCCUUGCAGCACAGGAAAAAAUGCCUGUCCCCAUCUUCGCAUAUUCUAAUGGCAUAUCACAUGGAAGAAAAGAGGAAGCAUGACUGCACACCGGAUCGGUUCUCUUUAUGGAUUACAUUUUCAGUAAGAUGUUUGGAUCGGUCUUUUCCUUGUUCUUCUCUCUAGAUCAUGAGACUUGACUGAGGCUGUACCCUUAUCCUCCAUCCAUCUAUGGCGAACUAUAGCCAUGCAGCUGACAACAUUCUGCAAAAUCUCUCGCCUCUCACAGCCUUUCUGAAACUGACUUCCUUGGGUUUCAUAAUAGGAGUCAGCGUGGUGGGCAACCUUCUGAUCUCCAUUUUGCUAGUGAAAGAUAAGACCUUGCAUAGAGCACCCUACUACUUCCUGUUGGAUCUCUGCUGUUCAGACAUCCUCAGAUCUGCCAUUUGUUUCCCGUUCGUUUUCAACUCUGUCAAAAAUGGCUCGACGUGGACUUAUGGGACUCUGACUUGCAAAGUGAUUGCCUUUCUGGGGGUUUUGUCCUGUUUUCACACGGCUUUCAUGCUGUUCUGCAUCAGCGUCACCAGAUACUUAGCGAUCGCCCAUCACCGCUUCUACACAAAGAGGCUGACCUUUUGGACGUGUCUGGCUGUGAUCUGCAUGGUGUGGACUCUGUCUGUGGCCAUGGCGUUCCCCCCAGUCUUAGAUGUGGGCACUUACUCAUUCAUUAGGGAGGAAGAUCAAUGCACUUUCCAACAUCGCUCCUUCAGGGCUAAUGAUUCUCUAGGAUUUAUGCUGCUCCUUGCUCUCAUCCUCCUAGCUACCCAGCUUGUCUACCUCAAGCUGAUCUUUUUUGUCCACGAUCGAAGGAAAAUGAAGCCAGUGCAGUUUGUAGCAGCAGUCAGCCAGAACUGGACUUUUCAUGGCCCUGGUGCCAGUGGUCAGGCAGCUGCCAAUUGGUUAGCAGGAUUUGGAAGGGGUCCCACACCACCCACCUUGCUGGGCAUCAGGCAAAAUGCAAAUACCACAGGCAGAAGAAGGCUACUGGUCUUAGACGAGUUCAAGAUGGAGAAAAGGAUCAGCAGAAUGUUCUACAUAAUGACUUUUCUCUUCCUAACCUUGUGGGGCCCCUACCUGGUGGCCUGUUACUGGAGAGUUUUUGCACGAGGGCCAGUAGUACCAGGGGGAUUUCUAACAGCCGCUGUCUGGAUGAGUUUUGCCCAAGCAGGAAUCAAUCCUUUUGUCUGCAUUUUCUCCAACAGGGAGCUGAGGCGCUGUUUCAGCACAACCCUUCUUUACUGCAGAAAAUCCAGGUUACCAAGGGAACCUUACUGUGUUAUAUGAGGGAGCAUCUGUAAAUCUUUAGUCUUGUGAAACACUAACUUCUCUGCUAAGCAGUUGUGGCCCGUAGCCAUAUCUUGAGAAGAUGUUCAUGAAUGGGAUCAACGGUGAUGAGGAUUUGGGCAACAUUCUGCAAUCUUUGCAAUAGUUCACCUAUAAUCCUAUUUUAAAUUUCAGCGUGAUCCUGCUGACUGCUGGCAAAGGUUUGUAACUAAGGAAGGAUGAACCACUGCCCUCCGUUUCUUUCUGUGGGUGAAAACUAGAUAAUGAGAGUAGCAGGUGCUAAGUAUCAGUGCUAAAUGCUGUGUAUAUCACUACAUAUGAAAAAAAAAUCAAAAAAACUUAUUAGCUUUGGACAUCUUAAUAAAUUAAGUGGACAUGAGGUAAAUGUGUUGAUAAAACCUAAUUUUAGAAGUUCAAAGACUUUAAAACAUUUCAUACUAUUUUUGUUUUGCAAAGACUAAAAUAUUUGGGGACUUCAAGUACUGUAAUCUACUAAAGACGUGCCAUGACUUAUUGGAAUAUUACACUUUAAAAAUCGCCUUGUAAGUUCGGGGAGCAUUCCAAGGUGGUAUAUUGAUUCCAAUUAAGUUUACUUUUUAUUUGUUAUUAAUACAUUCCUAUUUCAAAAUACCAUUUUCCUUACCUACUAGUGAAAUUGCUAGCAUUGAACUGUGUUAUGUGGUUUUUGUUGAUUUGGUAUAAAGUUUUUCCAAUUCAUUCAUGUUUUAAAGAUGCUAGAUAUUGUUCUGGGAGGCAACAUUAAUGGUACAAGUUCGUCACCACUGAGCAGUUCUAGUAAUGCAGAAUAAACACAUGUUGCCUUAAAGGGUUAUCUAGUAUCCUUCAUGUGAUUUAGUAUUGGAGCAAAUAGCCAAGGGAGUUCCAAUCAGUAACUUGUCAUAGUCUGCAUCUGGAAAUGCAUGGAAGAGCCUUUGCCCUCCUUUUCUUUUUCUUCACAUGCUUUGAACACGAAGGUGCACAGCACCAGAAUUAAGAGAUUUCCUUCUGAGAUGUGCUGCCCAUCCUAGUGUGUUCUAAGAAGAAGGCAGCUGAUGGAUGUUGAUAAGUCAGCUGUCAAGGGGAGACCAUGGCCUUAGUAUGACACCCUGCACAAUUUGUGAAGCAUUUAUUCUACCAGAGGCACAGUCUUGUUUAUAUUUUCUGCACAUUCGGUGUGUUGGUCGUUUAAAUUAUUUCAUUUUUAACUUGUGAAAGCUUAUAAUAUGAUUUCUGGUAUUUUAGAAUUACAUUAGAUUCUGUGAGUCUCAUUCUUUAAGAUACAGAUGUGUGAACUUCAAUAUAAAGUUGCAUUUGCCAAAAUUUCCCCGUGUAGCUUGUUAAUUUUUUUGGAAUCAGUUUUACAUUUUUGGCCUACAAUUGUAUUUACUUUUAAUGCAGAGGCAAGCACAAACUAAGAAGAUUAGCUUUAUUAUGGCUUGGUGAUUUUUUUUUUGUAGCUACUAUAUACUGGAAACAGAAAUGUAUCAAAGAUAGCAUAAAGAUGAUAAGUUGAUGUAAUAAUAUUUAUAAAAGCAUAUUUUGUAGUUUAUCAUAAUCAUCCCACUAUUUUUCUUAAUUGCCAGUAGUAUUUACAGAUAUACUCCUAUUUAAUUAGUUGGUUUAGAUUUGUAGCAUAAAUAUCAAAUUUUGAUUUCCAGGCAUAGUAGAAAAUUUAGCCCUAAAUAUGUAACUGGUAAGAUAAAUGAUCUAUAAUACUACUAUAGCAAAAUUAGAAAAAAAGUUGUUAUAAUUUCUGUUAGCUUUCCAUUGUUUUAAUUCUUUUUGUAGUUUUGUGUGUGAGAAUUGUUUUGGUAUUCAAGAAAGAUUACGAAUCUAAUGAAACAGAAUCUUAUUUUGCCAUAGCACUUAAGCAAACAGAAAAUUAUUAUAAAUAAGGAAAAGCAGAUCAGUGAAUGUUUCAAUG